This is a messenger RNA of Paramecium pentaurelia, 1745 nucleotides long. NCBI's taxonomy places the organism in Eukaryota, Ciliophora, Oligohymenophorea, Peniculida, Parameciidae. The record is from the annotation of a GenBank genome assembly.
UUUGAUGAAUUCUCCUAGUGAUUCAAUUGAUGACAUUAUUAGUCUAUUAAACAAACACUAUCGUCCAAAUAGUAAUUAAGAAUAAUAAUGUAAAGUUUUUGAAUAAUUAGUAAAUUAGCUUAAUAAUAUUAAAGACCUAAACCAAGUAUUGGAAAUGUUAUGCUUCCUCAAAUAAAAGUAAAUUGAUAAUAAACUAAUUCAGUAAUAAUUAAAUGUGUUAAGUGCAAUACCAAACACUUAUAAUAAUAAUUAAGAUAAAUUCAAAAGAAAGGCAGCAAGUUUAAAUAGAUAAUAACAACCGAAAUAAUAAAUCAAAGAUACUAAUUCAUUUUAAAUUCCAAUGACCAGAUAUUUAACUUUUAAACCAUAUUCUGGAAGCACUGAUAUUAUAAUAAAUGUAUGAAUUUUAAUAAAAAGGAUGUUGGUUAUUAUUAUAAAUUUGGAAGUAGUCCAAUUAAAUUAGUUAAAGGAUUAUUAGAAGAGAAUGGUUUUAAAGAAAGUAAUGAUAAAAAUUGGACUUUGUAUUGGUCAUCAUGUGCAAUAAAAUCAGAAAUUUAUACAAAUUUAUUUGCUUAUUAAAAGGUAUGUCAUUUUCCAAAAUCAUAUGAAAUGACUCGUAAAGAUUUAAUGCAUCGUAACAUUUCUAAAAUGUAAAUAAAUCAUGGAUUUAUUAAUUUUAAUUUUAUCCCAAAAACAUACAUAUUACCAGCAGAGAUGAGUUAUUUUUUAGAAGAACAUGAGAAAAUUAAGAAUAAUAAUCCUGUAUAUAUAUGUAAACCACAUGCUAGUUCUUAAGGAAAAGGUAUCUUUAUUACUGAUAAGAUACAAGAUGUAAAUUAAUAUUAUUAUUAUUUUAAGAUAUUAAAUAAAUAGAAUUCUAAUAAUUCAUAUGUUGUUUCACAUUAUAUUGAUAAACCAUUAUUAAUAAAUAAUCUAAAAUUUGAUUUAAGAAUAUAUGUAGCUAUAAGUUGUAUAAAUCCAUUGAGAAUAUAUAUUUAUUAAGAUGGAUUGGCAAGAUUUGCUACUGAAGCAUAUAAUUCUGAUUCUGUAAAAUAGAAUAGGUUUGUACAUUUGACUAAUUAUUCUGUAAAUAAGGAUUCUCCUAAUUUUGUAGCAAAUUAAGAUCCCACUUUAGAUUAUUUAGGUAGUAAAUGGAGUUUAUUGGCUUUAAGAGAAUAUUUAAAAUUAAACAAAAUAAAUGAAGUAUUUAAUUAUAGUUAUUUAGUAAUAAAUAUUUGAAAGAAUUGAAGAUUUAAUAAUUAAGACAAUCAUUAGUGUAGAAAGUGCAAUAUUUUAGGCAUGUGAAAUGAAUGUACCAUUUAGAUCUAAUUGUUUUUCCUUAUUUGGAUUUGAUGUAUUAGUGGAUUCCCUUUUGAAACCUUGGCUUUUAGAAGUCAAUUUUUCACCUUCACUCAAUAUUGAUGCUCCUUUAGAUCUCAAAAUAAAAGGAGAAAUGUUAGCAGAUCUAUUCACUCUAAUAGGAAUAGUACCAUUAGUAAUCUUCAUUAUGAUUAAAGGACUAAAGAUUUUCAUAAGAUUUAUCGUAUGUUAGAAAUUAAAGCAAUUAUGAUUUUAAGAAACAUCAAUAAGAAUUUGAAAAAUAUAUCAUAAAAGAGACAGAAGAAGAAUUGAAAAGAAGUAGAGGUUGGAAAAGACUUUAUCCAUCUGAUUCAAGUUCUAAAUAUACUAAAUAUUUUGAAUCUGAUAGACCAUUAAAUGCAUUACUAAGAAAUUAUUAUAAAUGA